This is a messenger RNA of Myotis davidii, 1398 nucleotides long. It is a transcript of the gene ALDH5A1, whose product is annotated as aldehyde dehydrogenase 5 family member A1. The record is from RefSeq and is a predicted model, not a curated record. Gene Ontology annotation, molecular function: succinate-semialdehyde dehydrogenase (NAD+) activity. The coding region runs from base 1 to 1311 and encodes 436 amino acids. Lineage: Eukaryota; Metazoa; Chordata; Mammalia; Chiroptera; Vespertilionidae. The transcript has 8 exons.
AUGGCUGGCACCUGGCAGGAGCUCGCAGACAGAAGCUGUCAGAUUGUCUGGUGUCUCUUACGCUUGGCGUUUCACUCUUUCUCUCCCGUUCCAUCUCUUUCCCAGGAACGGAGCGCGUUGCUUCGGAAAUGGUAUGACCUGAUGAUGCAACACAAGGACGACCUGGCCAGGAUCAUCACAGCGGAGAGCGUGAGUCCGGCGGGCGCUGCCUGGGACCCGACCUCCACGGGGUGGCUGCACAGGGGUUCCCUGCCUGAUGGUCACAUGUCAGCGAAUCGCAGUGCCAGGCAGAACCUGCUCCUCAUUAAAGCCCGGCCCUGGUUUUCUGAGACGACGUGUGUGUGUGUGUGUGUGUGUGUGAGGAAAACAUCGGUUAUUUCUCUUUUCUGUUUUCUCACUCGCUGCCCGUGCCUGCUGGUCCCUCCGCAGCUCGCCACCCAGGCGGGGAUCCCCCCCGGGGCCUACAACGUGGUGCCCUGCUCCCGGAGGAGGGCCCAGGAGGUGGGGGAGGCGCUUUGCACCGACCCGCUCGUAUCCAAGAUUUCCUUCACCGGCUCCACGGCCACCGGGAAGGCGCUGCUGCACCAUGCGGCCAACUCCGUGAAGAGGGUGUCCAUGGAGCUGGGCGGCCUCGCCCCGUUCAUCGUGUUUGACAGCGCCAACGUGGACCAGGCCGUGGCGGGGGCCAUGGCUUCGAAAUUCAGGAACUCAGGACAGACCUGUGUGUGCUCCAACCGGUUCCUGGUGCAGAGCGGGAUCCACGACUCCUUCGUGAGCAAGCUGGCGGAGGCGAUGAGGGCCGGCCUGCGCGUGGGGAACGGGUUUGAGGAGGGGACGACUCAAGGCCCGCUGAUCAACGAGAAGGCGGUGGAAAAGGUGGAGACGCACGUGAGCGACGCGCUGGCCAAAGGGGCCACCCUCGUGACCGGCGGGAAGCGGCACCAACUCGGGAACAACUUCUUUGAGCCCACGCUGCUCAGCAGUGUCACGCGGGACAUGCUCUGCGCGCGGGAGGAGACCUUCGGGCCCCUGGCCCCGGUCAUCAAGUUCCACACGGAGGAGGAGGCGCUGGCGAUCGCGAAUGCGGCCGACGUGGGGUUAGCAGGCUACUUCUACUCCCAGGACCCCGCCCAGAUCUGGCGGGUGGCGGAGCAGCUGGAGGUGGGCAUGGUGGGCGUCAACGAAGGGCUGCUCUCGGCCGUGGAGUGCCCGUUCGGCGGCGUGAAGCAGUCAGGCCUCGGGCGCGAAGGCUCCAAGUACGGCAUCGACGAGUACCUGGAGGUCAAGUACGUGUGCCUCGGCGGCUUGUAGGGUCCGUGCGCUUUAGGAAAUAAAGGAGCUCACCUGCGCCUGUGGCACACGCCACCUGUCAGUGCACCCACAGGCGUCUGAACUACA